UAAUCACCAGUAAUGUGGAUAUAAUAACUAAGUGGGUAAAGACAAAUAAUAAAACAGAACAGUCUGGUAAGUUCAUUACCUUACUGUAAUGCAGACUUUAAAACCAGGAAAAGAUAACACUUAUGCCAUAUCACGAUAUUACAAUAUCCAAACUCUAGGAUGAUAUCUCACCUCCUAUCAUGAUAUCGAUAUAAUAUCAAUAUAUUGCCCAGCCCUAAUAGCAACAAUUACCAGAUAGCUUGUAACACUCACUGAAAUAGGCCUAAGUAUUAGUUUUACUGACAACAAAUAAACUUUGAAGAGAUUUGAAUACAGCCCACUUUGCUUACCUUUGGUAAGUGGCCAUAACAUGUAGUGCAUGAGAUAAUAUAGGCCUACUCCUAAUAUACUGUAGGUGUCCUGAUAUAGAAACUAAUGCACUCUGUCACAGUAUUAUAAUUUUGUAUUGUGAUAUGGGCCUACUGUAUAUAAUGAUAGAGUUUAAAUGGCAAAUUAUUGUUUAUAUUUUCUGGAAAGUCAAUUGAGAAACAGUUUAGAUAGUGGUGGAAUAUAAUAAAGUGCAUUUACUCAAGUACUGUACUUAAGUACAGUUUUGAGGUACUUGUACUUUGUGUAUAUAUAUGUAAAAUGAUCAUUUAUAAAAUAUGAACAGUCAUAGAUUGCACUACCCAACAGUAAAUUAUCUCUACCUUGACAACAUUAAAAUUGUGCUUAUGAGUAUCUCUCAAAGAAACAGUAUUGAUACUCCAAUAAUAUGUAUAUAUAUAUGUGUAAAUAUAACACUUUAAACGUACUUUUUAAUACUUUAAGUAGAUUUUGCCAUCAAUACUUGUAAUAAAUGUACUUUUACUUAAGUAGGAUUUUGAAUACAGGACUUUUACUUGUAAUGAAGUAUUUUUUUUGUCAUUGUAGAAUUGCUACUUUUACUUCAGUAAAAUAUCUCAGUACUUCUUCCACUGCUGAGUUUACAUAAAAUUACCAGGUGAGAAUGUUUGUUUUUGGCUAAUCCAGUUAAUUAAAUAGCUUACUUGAAAAAUCAAGGUACAACAUGUCCAAAAUAAUCUUCAACAACCAAAAAUAUAGGUCAUAAAAAAUCAUACAGAAAAACCUCUGAUGGUUGACAAACUUUCUUUCAUCUCAUGGUAUAUAUCAUCAUAUCGCCUAACAGCACAAUAGUAUUUUUCCCUGUAUUGACACACCUCGUCCUGUAAUGGUAACUUAGCCUGAACACUGUGUUUCAGACAGCACUUCUGACAUCUGACAACAUUGCUUUCUAACAACAAUAUGAUUUGAAUGGAAUAUUCAUUGGUAUUUAGUGUACAUCUGUAAUACUAUAGUGGCUGACUGGUGUUUAAUUUGUCUUCACAUAAGAUUUACAUUAAAUAAGAAGCAGCUAUUAAAAGCAUUUGUAACAAAAUGAUAAAUGGUGUAGUGGCGGUUUUGUUAUGAGCAGAUGAUCAAACGUGUCAUAUGCCUCAGCGGUUUAUGAAUAUUCAAAAAUGUCAGCUCGUGUGUGUGUUUUUUUAUUACUUUACACAGCAGAUGCAAUAAGCUGAGAUAAUUGGUGUAGAUCUAAUUUACCAUAUAAAUGACAAAACCUCAGACCACUUAUUUUCUUGAUAAAUUCUUGAUGUAGAUUUUUUUUAAUCAUACAGUAUAUGGAGAGAACUAAAACUGCUUAAAUACAUACUACGUCCCACACAACCACUCUGAUAUAGAAAAAGUACUGUAAAUUUAUGUCAAAUAAACUUUUUCACUGAGAGAACAGUAAUCUUUCACUCAUGUCUUAUUCAUCAGGCCAAAUCAUUUUUUGAGCUCGUCUUAAUUUGUUCAGGUACAGUUGCACUAGAAAAUAAACUGCAGAAUAAAUAUGCUGUACUAUAAUUGUAAUCUGUUGGUUUUAGACAAACCGUGGCUAUAUUUGUACAAUGAUAAAUUAUCACCGAGGGCUUAAAGACUCAGUAAUUUCCCCUGGUGCAGCCAACUAUCUGACCAGUUCUACAUGACUUGUAAUAUCCAGGGGCUUAGUCACUGACCCUGUGACGUGUGAAUGACCUGGGAGUUUAUGUUCCGCGAUCUCAGCCCAAGGGGGGUUUAGAGUCACUCCUGUGUAAAGAGACCUUUGUGGUUGUGGCAUGCGGCAGGGUGGUGCAAGACGGAGCUGAUUUUUCCUCCUGGUGAAAACGUGUCUCAGUACACAGGCUGUUCACCUUUUCAUUACACACUGGUCCACGUCAACAGUGCUCUAUUUGAGCUGUAAUCUUCCCAUUCCCUCUUAGAGAAUUUCACAGGCACUGUCCAACCAUGCCCUGUGUUUAGACUGCAGUCAUUUGGACUGGCUUCUAUGCUCAAAACUGGCUUGGGACAGAUGUUGCGACAGGAUGUGAGAACUGGAUCUCCAGAUGCAUUACACAGAAACUCAAAGAGAUUCAGGCUCAUCAGAAUUCAGAAAAUGAUGGCCAUGUAUUUGCAAGCACUGGCAAGCUUUCAUUUCCUACACAGUGCUACUUGUUUUGUGUCAAACACAUGACUACCUUGCUGAAGUGAGUGAAAAGGUUGGUCUGUUGGUAGUGGCUCUGCUGAUUAAUAGCAGCAGUUUCACUAAUGUGUUGCCCUUGAGGCUAGACCUUCAAACAUUUAACAAUGAUCCAUAAGAAAUCGCAGACACACUCAGGAUUCAGUUUGUGGCACCUGACAGAUCCAAUAAACAAAUGUUUUCACAAACCCAGACGUCUGAUUCAGGAUUUUAAAAAGACCUACUGUAGACAUUUGUUUGCUUACUUGUGUACUUUUUCAGCUCUUCACAAGCAUCUCUUUAAAAUUUCUAACUCAAGCAUUUUUGUGGGCACACAUCAAAAUCACACUUUGCCAAUUUCCCUAAGGGUGGAGACUGUCUCAUUUACUCUUGUUGUGUUAUUGACCUCUUUCACUGGCACAUGAGGUAGGGAGGAUUAUGGUAAAAUCUGAAGAUUAGUAAGGGAUCUGAGCCAAGCUACCAUUAUCUCAAAAGUGAACUAAUCUUACUAAUCUUUCAGGAAUGUGCAAGAUAUUCCCAAAUAUGCAUCAUUAAAUCCACCCUUAUCUUCAUUUGACUACCUGCUGUCUUCCCUCUACAGACUUACAGAAGAACUAAAAGGCCUGCAGGCUCAGAGCACUUCAGUGUAUGACUCCAUGACAGACAAGCUUUUCCCCUUCAUUUCUGUACUGUACAGUUAUACCUCUUAGCAUUUGGACAUGUGUCCUCCUCAGUGUCUGUCAGUAUUUCAGAGGAACAAAGGCAUAUUAUGAGGAAACUGUGAGCCAUUGGCCCAUCACCAGAUGGUCUUCCUUACCAAUAGCCCAUGUUAGUGUUGAAAAGAUCUCCUCCCAGUGUUGACAUGGAAGAGCAGCUGGCAGUUUGGACCACAGGCUGCUCUAAACCUUCACCAUUGGGAAGAAGGAUUAUCAUUCUAAACCAGACAGCUCUGAGUUUUUGAGCAAACUGCUUUGCAUUUUUGGAAUUACAGUUAAUUACAAAACUUUGCUUGAUUGUGGUCUGUCACUUGUUUUUCAUUUGUGCCCUCACAGUUGUUUUUCAGCUCAUUUUUAAAUAACUUAUACUCAGACAGACUCAUAAAUAGUUUCUCUGUGUGCACCAACCUUCAGUCUUGCUUGGUGGGUGGGCAUGUUCCUGAAAUGCACUGGUGCACUUAAAGAUAACAAGGACUUCCUCGUGGGAAUGACUGGAUUAGAUUGCAGAAAUACACACUCAGCUAUUUUCUAUUCUUACCUUGUUAUGUUAUAUUUUUGUCUCUGAGUAAAUUCACUCCAUUUUAGAAUACAGUACAGUGAUGAUGUGGAUGCCUACAAAUAGAGGAAGAUAAGACACACGGGAAGGAAAGGUACUUUGUCUAACCACUACUCUGACUAGGCAUCACAGUGCAGUUUUACAUAUGCAACAAUAGACUGUCAACUUCCCCAUAUGAUGACUACUUAAAACAAAUAUCUUUCAGUGUUACGACAGAAAGAAUUGAGACCCAAGUAGCUGCUCUCAGGCACGCUCAACUGUGCAAAAUGUGUAAAUGACAGGUUGAUGUUCAUUUCAUUUACAGGAUGAAACAUCGACUACAACAGGGAAUACAAAUAACUGGAAGGCUCUUUAAGAAGGCGACUGGAGACUUGUGAGAUUGGCAGAACCUAUUAAGAAGCAGUCUGUAAAAGCACAUCCAGGCACAGCUACAUCUAAGAAUGAGGAUCAAAUACACAAUAUCCAUCGUCUUUUUUGUGGCACUCGUUAUCAUUGAGAAGGAAAACAACAUUAUCUCAAGGGUGUCAGAUAAGCUUACCUUAAAGCAGACCCCCCAGACCCCUCUACAGCCUAGUGGUUUUUCCCACUUACUGCAGAAACACAAUGCUUCCUUCACCUCAUUCAGCAAGAUGAACUCUGCCUUCACACUGAUGAAGCGGCGCCUGGAGAACUACAGCGAGCACCAGGAGGUGAUGACAAAGGGAAGGAAACAUAUCCUCCUCUUAGCCACCACCAGGACAGGUUCCUCAUUUGUGGGCGAGUUCUUCAACCAACAGGGCGACAACAUGUUUUACCUGUUUGAGCCAUUGUGGCACGUGGAGAAGAUGUUAACGUUGGAGACUGGCGGCACCAAUGCUACAGCAGCAGCCAAGGCAUACCGUGACGUGCUCCAGCAGCUCUUUCUGUGUGACUUCUCCCUGCUGGAGAGCUUCCUCGACCCCCUCCCUGUGGAUCACAUCACCACCGCCCUCUUCCGCAGGGAGUCAAGCAGCUCCCUGUGUGAAGAGUCAGUCUGCAGCCCGGUCAUCAAAGGGGUCUUUGAGCGGUAUCGCUGCAAGACCAGGCGCUGUGGGCCCCUGAAUCUGACUUUGGCGUCUGAGUCCUGCCUCCAGAAGGAGCACAGGGCCAUCAAGUCGGUGAGGGUGCGCCAGUUGGAGACCCUCCGUCCUUUGGUUGAGGACCCACGUCUAGACGUGAAAUUCAUUCAGCUUGUUCGGGAUCCUCGGGCUGUACUAGCCUCACGCAUGGUGGCCUUUGCUGCCAAGUACAAGAACUGGAAACAGUGGGCCAUGGAUGGAGAUGUGCCUAUUGAUGAUGACGAGGUGAGAAAGCUGAAGGGGAACUGCGACAACAUCAGGAUGUCUGCAGAGGUCGGCCUCAGACAGCCACCAUGGCUGCGCAGGCGAUACAUGCUGGUGCGGUACGAGGACAUUGCCAGGUUCCCAAUGAAGAAGGCAACCGAGAUGUACAAGUUUACUGGAAUCCCAUUCACUCCACAAGUGAAAUCCUGGAUCCUGAAGAAUACGCAGGCCUCCAAAGAGACAAGUGGUGUUUACUCUACACAGAAAAACUCCUCAGAACAAGUAGAGAAAUGGAGGUUCAAUAUACCAUUCAAAAUAGCCCAGGUUGUACAAAAAGUGUGCGGGCCGACGCUUAAGCUUUUUGGAUACAAAUUUGUGAGCAGUGAAGAAAUGCUAACAGAUAAAUCAGUUAGUUUGAUUGAGGAUAAAGUGUUCAACUUUUUAUAGACUUUGACCAACAUGAACUCUGAACCCUGAUGCAUGAAAAACCAUCCUUCGGAAAACUCUGGAAUGACUGAUAUUUAUUAGGGUCUUUUAUCCUGAUACAGAGAACUAUAUAUUUUCUGAUAGCGUACUAUUUAAAGUUUUUUUACUAUUUAAAAUAGUUUGAUGAAGAAAAUGUAUUGUUGAGCACAAAAUACAUAAAAGCUUUUAACUAUUGAAGCAAGGAUGUUUGAAAUAAUGUUGAAACCUUACAUAUGGGUAUAACAUGGGGAAAAUAGGAAGCUAUCUUUGUUUUUGCACUCCUAACUAUUUUCUCUGUCCACCCCAAAUUAUAUUGUUUGCUUGUCCUGCAAGUCUGUCUCAAAUUUAAUUUCUUAGCAAAUAUAGGAAAGUCCUGGGGGAGAUAGCUAUGGGUUUGUGAACAAUAAUGAGCUGUUUCAAAUACUUUCAAGAACCUCCAUUAGUUAUUUUCAUUCAGCCACUCCUAAGUUAGCAACAUAAGCUGCUUUUAGACCAAAGAAACUUGAAAUGUAAUGUCCAAAAGAAUGAACUGCUUUGUAUAUAAAUGCUCAUGGUAGGAAGAGGAAAUACCAAUGUUUUGCCAGGUAAUUUCUACGUAAGAGAUUAAGAAGUAAUGUUCCAUGCUAAUUUAUUUAUACUUUGCUAAAAGGUCCUUUAACUCCAGCUCUGAAUGUACUCCACAGGUUUUUUUCUUCCCUGCAGGGGUACCUUCCUUGCACACGUACUGUACACUGUAGGUUGCUGUACAUGCAUGUUUGUAAUUGGCCAAAAGUUGUUUGAAGUUGUCCUCAGGACUGUAAGGACCUAUUUUGUAAAAACAGAUGUUUACACUGCUACUGUAUGCAAACAUUCCAACUGCAGCUGGUUUGCAGGAUUGUGCGAGGUUUGUCAGCAAGUCUCUGUCUGUUGACACAAGUCUCUUGGCUAGUGAUAAAAAGAGGCCCUGAUACUCUGGUCUGACAGGCUAGGUGCUGAUGAUCCAGGCUGUUUCUUUUGCAAUUUGCUUGUUACAAUAAACCUGCUUUUACAUUGACUGUAAAACGUCUCAUUUUAGUGAGGACACAAUUUUGACAAUUUUGCAACUGUAGCAAGCUGUUACACACUGUUAUAGCUGUCAUUGUCCUAACUUGUGUGAAAGACUUUCACAUUUAAAUGACAUGAGCACAACUUCUCCAUUUUGUCAUCUUUGUCAGUUAUCUUUUUAACGGUCAUACAGCCUUUUAGCAAAGAUAACGUGAAAGGAAGUAAAUGCAAUGAAAAAGAUACAUACACACACACACACAAACCAGAAACACAAAAAACAGAAGCAUCUUUAAAUAUAAUGCACAAAUGCACAGUAAAAAGCUACCCUGCAAUAAAUAGUACCUCUGUAAAGCUUCUAGAGGAAUAUCCCACUUCACUCAGUGUAAGUGAGGGUCUGCUAAUGACUAAAGCCUGUCUUUGCCAAUGCAGUUACCCUAAACACAUAGACACUACAUUAGCAAAGAGGAACAGUGGGCACAAGUAUACUAGUAUACUCGUCAACACUGAAAGACCCUUCACAAAGUACAGCCUCAAAAAUUACCAAAGUUGAAUCAGUGCCUCCCUAGACACAGUUUCAAACAAGAUGUCUACAACCACACAACAUGGUUAGUGGUAUAAUGUUUAUCAUGUGGACCAUCUUAGUUUAGCACGUUAGCAUGCCAGCAAUUAAUACUAGACAGUACAGCUGUGGCUGAUGGGAAUGUAAUUAGUGAGUAGGUAUUUGGUCAUAAAACAAAGUAUUGCAAAAAUUUCAAUUUUGACCUGAUAAUGGCACUAACUGGAAAGUUAAAUCCAGAGGGGGACAUGAAUGUCUGUACCAAAUUUCAUAGCAAACUAUCCAAUAGUUGUUUAAAUAUUCUACUAAAAUCCUUAGUUCUCUGGGGACCACAAAUAUCUGCACAGACUUUCUUUGCAAUCCAUCCAAUAUUUGUUUAGAUAUUUCAGUUUCGACCAAUAAUAAUAGUAAUGAUAAAGUUUAUUUAUCAAGCAUUUAUCAAAACCAGAGAUUACAAAGUGCCUCACAAGGACAAAAAUGACAAACCAAAAAUCAAACAUAUGCAGGCAAAUUCCACAAAAUUAAGGGAAUAAGGUAAAGAAAAUACAUCUUCAGAAGCAAAACAAUAAAAAUAAGAAUAGGAAAUGUAAAAAAUAUAAUUUAAAAGCCUUUUGAAAGAAAUGUGUUUUAAGAAGCGAUUUAAAAGAAGACACUGCAAGUCUGAGUUCAUCGGGCAGGUUGUUAAUAGUGGUGCUGCCCUAACAGCAAAAGCUCUGUCCUCUUUAGUCUUACAUCUUGACAUGGGAACUGCCAACAGAUUCCUGUCUGAGGACCUCAGACUAUGUGCAGGUUGAUAAGGGGCAAGUAGUUCAGAAAUAUAGUCUGGAGCAAGUCCAUGAAGUGCUUUAAAAGUCAUAAGUAGAAUCUUAAAAUCGAUUCUGUAAUGAACUGGUAACCAAUGUAGCAUGUAUGAUGGUUUCUGUUUCUGAAGCUCAGACAUGAAAGGAUUUUAGCAAUGUGUCUUAGAUGAUAAAAGCAGGAUUGGACAAUCUUACCGACAUGAAUUUCAAAAUUCAGGUUGGAAUCAAAUAAGACACCUAGAUUUCUGACAGAAGACUUAGUGUUGUUGGAAAAGGGGCCAAGUGAGGAUUUUAAAUCUAUAUGCAUAUAAUCAGGGCCAAUGAUAAAGAUCUUACUUUUAUCUGGAUUUAAGUUAAGAUAGUUAGCAGACAUCCAGUUUUUAAUGUUAAUUAGACACUCUUUUAUGGUGGAUAAGCUAGUGGAGUUUUCAGGCUUCACUGGGACAUAUAGCUGCAUAUCAUCUGCAUAAAAGUGGUAGUCAAUGCCAUGCCUAUGAAUUAUAUCACCUAGCGGAGCAUACAUAAUGAAAAAAAAAUUAGUCUCAAAAUGGAGCCCUGGGGCACCCCAAAAUGUAUGGGAAGGGGGUGAAACAUGGUCGCCAAUAGAAACAACACAUUUGAGGUUUGACAAAUAGGAGGUGAACCACUCUAAGACUGUCCCAGAUAAACGAACCCAGUUUUGCAGUCUACUGAUGAGAAUGUUGUGAUCAAUUGUAUCAAAGUCUGUGGACAAGGCUAGUAAAAUGAGAACUGAACAAUCACCUGAAUCAGCAGUCCUUUGCUACUCUAACAAGCACAGUCUCAGUGCUAUGGCAUUUUUUGAAACCUGACUGAAAUUUUUCCCAUAUGUCGUUAUCUUUCAGAGCCUCCAUGAGUUGUAGAGUCACUGUCAGUUUUCAAAUAGUCAGGGAAACAACCAGAGGAUAGUGACAGAUUAAUUAUAGUGAGCAACCAUGGGGCGAUGGCAUCUAAUACACUGUGGAUGAAUUUAGAGGACAUAAUAUCCACUGGACUGGAUGAGCAUCUGUGGUGUUGGUGGUGUGUUGGUGAGACAUAAUGUCUAUAAGUUUGUUUUGGGAGAUGGUGUAAAAUGAUAUAGAGGGGUAUGAUUGGGACAAGGGGCAUCAAUUAAAGAAGUGGGAACUUUCAGCAGGACUAUCAGGAGAGGGUCCACACUGAUUAAAACUGACAGGGUUUAUAAGAUGAUCAGUAGUAUUAAAAAGAACUCUGAGUCUGUGCUUAUUUGGCUGUAUUAAAACAGAAAAAUACAUGGCUCUUGUAUUUUUUACUUGAUCAUCUAAUGCAUUGGUUAUAAUAUUACAUAAUAAUAUAAUAUGUAGACGGUGUGUCUUCUUUAAAAAUGUGAGAAUUCACCAUCCAUAGUUGAUUUACUGACUUACUUUGGAGGACACUAUCAAUACAUAAGUGGUCAGAUACAUAAAGGUCAAUAAAAUUAAAUGUACCAAUACUAAUACCCUGAGUACAAACCAGAUCCAAAAUAUGGCCACGAUAAUGCGUAGGGCUUGUAAGAUGUAAGAUUGAAGAUCAUUAUUACAUUAAAAGGACUUGUUAUAUUUGUAAAUUCAGUGGAAAAAGGAUCUGAUGGAUUGUCUAUAUGAAUAUUAAAAUCACCAGCUACAAUGAUUCUGUCACAACUAAGCAUAAUGGAAGAUAUAAACUCACAGAAUUUAGAUAAAAAUUGUGGGUUAAGUCUAGGCGGAUGAUAGAUAACCACACAGAGAGUAGGGGUUUCACAUUUAAAAAACAAGAUGAGACGGAGGGCAUAAUUCCUGUAUCUGGCAUCAAUCACUAAGUUGCUGCCAUGUUUCUGUUAAAAACAUAAAAUCGAUGUUAUUUGAAGUAAUGAAAUCAAUUGAAGUCUUGUUUGAAACUGAUCUUGCAUUGAAAAGACCUAGUUUUACUGAGGUACUAUGGGGAUUGAUGGAAUGGCUAGCAACAAUACUUAUGUUAAUCAAGCUAUUUACAUUCUUCUUGACCCUUGAGUUAUUAAGUCUGUGUCCCCAUAUCACAGGGAUAGCAGAAACUGUAUUCAGUAGAGGUUUUGAAGCAAGCAGAAUGGGCGCAUGAUUCAGGUGGUAGGAAUGCAGCUCAGAACGCUGGUAAGCGAGACUAUACAGGUAGAGCUUGCUAGAGGGAGAGGUAAUGCAUUUGGCAUGAGUGUCAACACAACAGUUGUUUUUGGCCUGUGGUCAUGAAGUAUGUGGUGGAUUUCAGCUGUCAUUUAUGAGGGGCUGUAUGUAGUGAGUAUGAAAUAAUUGAGGCUAAAACACAGUCUCCCAUGGCAUUUGGAUGAAUACCAUCUUUUCCAAAGAAGGACGCACGCUGCCAGAACAGAUUAAAAUUGUCGAUCAAAACAAUGUUACGUGUCUGGCAUGCAAACUGUAGCCACGUUUGGAGGCUGAGGAUCCUACUGAGCUGCUCAACUGCUCGUCCUAGACUUUGGAUUGGGCCAGAGAUCAGCUACAUCAUGUUUAAGCUGUUCCAACUGUUGUGGUGCUGUAUUGUUUGUGCCGAUGUGAAUUGUUAUGUUGCAGACAUAUGGAUAUUUAUCAAGGAGCUUGGGGAGUUGUUCUGCAAUAUCCAGAAAGAUUGUUGAUAUUUGAACUUAACACCCAGCCAAAAACACCGCACACACUUGCAUUUCCAAGGCAACGACCAAAAGAGAAAUAUGGUGGAAUUCAAAGCGAUGCGUUAACUGUUUGAGUCACUUCUGUUCCUCUCACAAUUUAUGACAAGCAGAAAAAAAAAAUAAUCUCGCGAGCACAACAGUCCAUCCACGCUCUUCGCCCCUCUGCGGCCUCCCCACUUCUCACUCGACCUGCGUUCAGCGUCUCUGUCCAGAAGCAG
Messenger RNA from Thunnus maccoyii (southern bluefin tuna), 10800 nucleotides. RefSeq names its product carbohydrate sulfotransferase 3-like. Gene Ontology annotation, cellular component: Golgi membrane. Lineage: Eukaryota; Metazoa; Chordata; Actinopteri; Scombriformes; Scombridae. The coding region runs from base 4228 to 5535 and encodes 435 amino acids. The transcript has 2 exons. Gene Ontology annotation, molecular function: chondroitin 6-sulfotransferase activity; N-acetylglucosamine 6-O-sulfotransferase activity. Gene Ontology annotation, biological process: N-acetylglucosamine metabolic process; carbohydrate metabolic process. The record is from RefSeq and is a predicted model, not a curated record.